This is a messenger RNA of Bombyx mandarina (wild silkworm), 3717 nucleotides long. RefSeq names its product RNA polymerase II subunit RpII140 (gene RpII140). Gene Ontology annotation, molecular function: DNA binding; ribonucleoside binding; DNA-directed RNA polymerase activity. NCBI's taxonomy places the organism in Eukaryota, Metazoa, Arthropoda, Insecta, Lepidoptera, Bombycidae. The record is from RefSeq and is a predicted model, not a curated record. Gene Ontology annotation, biological process: DNA-templated transcription.
GCCUAGGAAAGGCGACGACGACGCGUUUGCUAUAUUAAUAUUUUCUAAUUGAAAAUACAGAAAGGCCAUUAAUAGCCUACAGUAUAUUUUUUAAAUACAAAACUCGCUUUAGCGAAGAUGUAUGAUACAGAAGAUGAUCAAUACGAAGAGGAAGAUGUGGAAAUAACACCUGAGCUUUGGCAAGAAGCUUGUUGGAUUGUCAUCAACGCUUAUUUCGAUGAAAAAGGUCUAGUGAGACAGCAAUUAGAUAGCUUCGAUGAAUUUAUUCAAAUGUCGGUACAACGUAUAGUUGAAGAUUCUCCACCCAUAGAGUUACAAGCAGAAGCACAACAUUUCUCUGGUGAGAUGGAAACACCACCAAAAUAUCGUCUUAAAUUUGACCAAAUUUAUUUAUCUAAACCUACUCAUUGGGAGAAAGAUGGAGCUCCAUCUCCCAUGAUGCCCAAUGAAGCACGUCUUCGUAAUUUAACAUAUUCGGCACCUUUAUAUGUUGAUAUUACAAAAACAAUAGAGAAAGAACAUGAGGAUCCUAUUGAAACGCAACAUCAGAAAACAUUUAUUGGCAAGAUUCCUAUUAUGCUUAGAUCUACAUAUUGCUUACUAAACAGUUUGACUGACCGUGACUUGUCAGAAUUGAAUGAAUGCCCCUUAGAUCCUGGUGGUUACUUCAUUAUUAAUGGAUCAGAAAAAGUACUAAUUGCACAGGAAAAAAUGGCUACCAAUACUGUCUAUGUAUUCAGCAUGAAGGAUGGCAAAUAUGCUUACAAAACAGAAAUAAGAUCAUGUCUGGAACAUAGUUCUAGACCGACAUCUACAUUAUGGGUUAAUAUGAUGGCUCGAGGAGGACAAAAUAUAAAGAAAUCUGCUAUUGGUCAAAGAAUUAUGGCAAUUGUCCCAUAUAUCAAACAAGACAUACCUAUAAUGAUUGUAUUCAGAGCUUUAGGUUUUGUUGCUGAUAGAGAUAUAUUGGAACACAUUAUAUAUGAUUUUGAUGAUCCAGAAAUGAUGGAAAUGGUUAAGCCAUCUCUUGAUGAGGCUUUUGUCAUUCAAGAACAAAAUGUAGCACUCAAUUUUAUUGGAAGCCGAGGGGCACGCCCAGGUGUCACCAAAGAAAGACGUAUUAAAUAUGCUAGAGAAAUCUUACAAAAGGAAAUGUUGCCACAUGUUGGAGUAUCAGAUUUUUGUGAAACAAAAAAAGCUUAUUUUCUAGGCUACAUGGUACACAGAUUAUUAUUAGCUGCUUUGGGUCGAAGAGAACUGGAUGAUAGAGAUCAUUAUGGCAACAAAAGAUUAGAUUUAGCAGGACCACUUUUGGCUUUUCUAUUUAGAGGCUUAUUCAAAAAUUUACUAAAAGAAGUCCGAAUGUAUGCUCAAAAAUUUAUUGAUAGAGGAAAAGAUUUCAACUUGGAACUUGCUAUCAAAACAAAAAUCAUCACUGAUGGUCUUCGUUAUUCUUUGGCAACUGGUAAUUGGGGUGACCAAAAGAAAGCUCAUCAGGCCCGAGCUGGAGUAUCUCAAGUGUUGAACAGAUUAACUUUUGCAUCUACUUUAUCCCAUUUAAGACGUGUCAAUUCUCCAAUUGGACGUGAUGGUAAACUUGCUAAACCACGUCAAUUGCACAAUACUUUAUGGGGUAUGAUUUGUCCUGCUGAAACUCCAGAGGGAGCUGCUGUUGGCUUAGUGAAGAAUUUAGCAUUAAUGGCUUAUAUCUCAGUAGGAAGUCAACCUUCACCAAUUUUGGAGUUCUUGGAAGAAUGGUCAAUGGAAAACUUGGAAGAAAUUGCACCAUCAGCUAUAGCUGAUGCCACAAAAAUAUUUGUGAAUGGUUGUUGGGUAGGAAUACACAGGGACCCUGAACAGUUGAUGGCUACACUACGUAAACUAAGACGUCAUAUGGACAUCAUUGUCUCUGAAGUCAGUAUGAUUAGAGAUAUAAGAGACAGAGAAAUCAGAAUCUAUACAGAUGCAGGUAGAAUUUGUAGACCAUUACUUAUUGUCAAUAAUGGUGUCUUAUUGUUAAAAAAGAAGCACAUAGAUGAUUUAAAAGAAAAGGACUACAAUAACUAUGGUUGGCAAAAUUUGGUGGCUAGUGGAGUAGUUGAAUAUAUUGAUACUUUGGAAGAAGAAACUGUGAUGAUUGCCAUGAGUUUAGAUGACUUGAAUCAAGUUAAAGAAUAUGCAUAUUGUACUACUUAUACACAUUGUGAGAUUCAUCCUGCAAUGAUUCUGGGUGUCUGUGCGUCUAUUAUUCCAUUCCCAGAUCAUAAUCAAAGUCCCAGAAAUACUUAUCAAAGUGCUAUGGGUAAACAAGCUAUGGGAGUUUAUAUCACAAAUUUCCAUGUUAGAAUGGAUACACUGGCUCAUGUUUUGUAUUAUCCCCACAAACCCCUGGUUACAACAAGAUCUAUGGAAUACUUACGAUUUAGAGAAUUGCCAGCAGGAAUUAACUCUAUUGUUGCUAUUCUUUGUUAUACUGGAUAUAACCAAGAAGACAGUGUUAUUUUGAAUGCAUCUGCUGUAGAGAGAGGAUUCUUUAGAUCCGUAUUUUACCGUUCAUACAAAGAUUCUGAAUCUAAAAGAAAUGGAGAACAAGAAGAACAGUUUGAAAAACCAACCAGACAGACAUGUCAGGGUAUGAGGAAUGCUCUGUAUGACAAAUUAGAUGAUGAUGGUAUUAUUGCUCCUGGUAUUAGAGUAUCAGGUGAUGAUGUUGUCAUAGGAAAAACUAUAACUUUACCAGAAAAUGAUGAUGAAUUGGAAGGUACAACAAAACGAUUUACAAAGCGAGAUGCGUCCACUUUCUUACGUAAUAGUGAAACUGGAAUUGUCGACCAAGUAAUGUUGACAUUAAAUAGUGAAGGUUAUAAAUUUUGUAAAAUUCGAGUCAGAUCUGUACGCAUCCCGCAAAUUGGAGAUAAGUUUGCUUCACGACAUGGUCAAAAAGGAACAUGUGGAAUUCAAUACAGGCAAGAAGAUAUGCCAUUUACUUGCGAAGGUAUAACACCAGAUAUCAUUAUUAAUCCUCACGCUAUCCCUUCGCGUAUGACAAUUGGUCACUUGAUUGAGUGUAUUCAAGGGAAAGUAUCUUCCAAUAAGGGAGAGAUCGGUGAUGCAACCCCAUUCAAUGAUGCCGUAAAUGUGCAAAAAAUAUCAUCUCUGUUACAAGAUUAUGGUUACCAUCUACGUGGUAAUGAAGUCAUGUACAAUGGGCAUACAGGCCGUAAAAUUAAUGCGCAAGUUUUUUUGGGACCAACUUACUACCAACGUUUAAAGCACAUGGUCGAUGAUAAAAUUCAUUCUAGAGCUAGAGGUCCAGUACAAAUUCUAGUGAGACAGCCUAUGGAAGGUAGGGCAAGAGAUGGUGGAUUACGUUUUGGUGAAAUGGAACGUGAUUGUCAGAUUGCACACGGAGCUGCCCAAUUUUUACGUGAACGUUUAUUUGAAGUAUCAGAUCCUUACCGUAUACACGUGUGUAAUUUCUGCGGCCUGAUCGCUAUAGCUAAUUUGCGUAACAAUACAUUUGAAUGCAAAGGCUGCAAAAACAAAACUCAAAUUUCGCAAAUCCGUUUACCAUAUGCAGCCAAGUUACUAUUCCAGGAACUAAUGUCGAUGAAUAUCGCUCCUAGACUAAUGGUAGUGAGUUAAGUAUUAUAAUUUGAUAAGAAAAUAAUUCACUGUCAACUAUUAAGAUUUAAAAUAAAAUAAAAUCUAAUCGUU